Messenger RNA from Oryza brachyantha (malo sina), 2611 nucleotides. Its product is annotated as serine/threonine-protein kinase D6PK-like. Gene Ontology annotation, cellular component: nucleus; cytoplasm; plasma membrane. Bases 543 to 2327 code for a protein of 594 amino acids. Gene Ontology annotation, biological process: protein phosphorylation. Lineage: Eukaryota; Viridiplantae; Streptophyta; Magnoliopsida; Poales; Poaceae. The transcript is spliced from 3 exons. Gene Ontology annotation, molecular function: protein serine/threonine kinase activity; ATP binding. The record is from RefSeq and is a predicted model, not a curated record.
GAACAAGUGCAAGGGAAAAAACAAGAAACUAGCUUAAGGCCUUGGGAGGCCACCACACCAUGGUACCACUCUCUGAGUUCACUUGUUUAUGCAAGCACUUCUCUUCUUUACAGGAGCUUGUUUGUUUUGCAGCCACCACCACCCCCACCCUCCCAACUGUCCAACCCCACACAGGUCAGCACAAGGCAUGGGGGAGGAGCUAGCUUUGCCUUUUGCCAUCUCCAACCCCAAUUCAUGCCUCCAUGGCUCCGUUCUGUGAGCACAUAUACUACUACUAACCCACUCAUAAUCCGUUGCAAAAGAAGGCGUACAUACCCUGCGUUGCUCCCCUCCUUCCUUCCCCCAUCGUGUCAAGCCAGCAGCUGGAGCUGGAGCUGGAGCUGGAGCCAUGGCCUGCUAGGCCUAGCUAGAAGAAGAUGUGGAGUUAGGCACGGUCUCUUUUGAGCUGCUUGAAUGUUAAAUCAGGGACCUUUCUUGGAUGCUUAAAGAAAGUGGAGUGAGCUUUUGCUAGAUUUACAGUCGCACAAGUCAUAUUGACCAUCAUGUCUGUUGAGGUGGUGGAGCAGACUGUGCCUUCAAACCAGGCUAAACCGGCUGUUGAUCCUGUUCCUGCAAAGGCGAGCAAGGCCGGUAAGGAUGGCAGGUCAGACCUUAUUACGAAGGAGAUUAUAGAGGAGCAAAAGCCAUCUCAUCAGCGGCAAGAGUCUUCUGAAUCUAUAUUGGACAAGGGUCCUUCUAAUGUUGGUUCAGACUCAGGUGUUUUGGAUGUGCCACUAACCCCAAAGGAGGGCUCUGGUGAGCUGAAAGAGAUGCAAGAAUUCGAUUGCAACGGGAAUCAGCAGAAGAAGACAUCGCAAAAGAGCAGCACUAGUGAGAGCUUUGCUUCUGCUAAAGUGAGCGACGGGACGAAUAGUCUGAGGAAGACCUGUGGAAGUGGCAAGGUCAGUGAUACAGCUGAUUCUACCGAGAGUGGUAAGAGUAGCAUGUGCCGUCCGAGCACUAGCAGCAACGUCAGUGAUGAGAGCUCGUGCAGCAGUCUGAGCAGCAGCACGACGAAGCCACACAAAGGGAGUGAUUCAAGGUGGGAAUCAAUCCGGAUGAUCCGGUCUAAGGAUGGUGUUCUUGGUUUGAACCAUUUUAGGUUGCUCAAGAAACUGGGCUGUGGUGAUAUUGGCAGUGUGUACCUCUCUGAAUUGAGUGGUACAAAGAGUUACUUUGCAAUGAAGAUCAUGGACAAGGGGUCUCUAGCAAGUCGGAAGAAGCUGCUUCGGGCGCAAACAGAGCGGGAGAUCCUGCAAUCUCUGGAUCAUCCAUUUCUGCCAACACUGUAUACACACUUUGAGACAGAUAAGUUCUCAUGUUUAGUUAUGGAGUUCUGCCCAGGAGGGGACCUGCACACUCUUCGACAAAGGCAGCCUGGAAAACAUUUCUCAGAGCAAGCGGCAAAGUUCUAUGUGGCAGAGGUUCUACUUGCAUUAGAAUACCUGCAUAUGCUUGGGAUUAUAUACCGUGAUCUGAAACCAGAAAAUGUCCUUGUCCGGGAGGAUGGGCACAUAAUGCUGUCUGAUUUUGAUCUCUCCCUUCGUUGUGCUGUAAGCCCCACCGUCGUCAAGUCCGCCAAUCCUGGACCAGAUGCGUUGCAGAGGAACAAUCAAGCUUACUGUGUUCAGCCUGCUUGUAUUCAACCAUCCUGCAUCCAGCCAUCAUGUGUAGCUCCAACAACCUGCUUCGGUCCCCGGUUUUUCUCCAAGUCCAAGUCCAAGUCCAAGUCCAAGGAGAAGAAAUCAAAACCUGAGGUUGUCAACCAAAUUAGCCCACUGCCAGAGCUCAUAGCUGAGCCAACCGACGCUCGGUCCAUGUCUUUUGUUGGCACCCAUGAGUACUUGGCACCGGAAAUCAUCAAGGGGGAGGGUCAUGGCAGUGCUGUGGAUUGGUGGACCUUUGGCAUUUUCCUCUAUGAACUCUUGUUUGGCAAGACCCCCUUCAAGGGAUCAGGAAACCGGGCUACACUCUUCAAUGUUGUCGGCCAGCCCCUGCGGUUUCCGGAAUCACCAUUGGUGAGCUUCUCUGCAAGGGACCUGAUAAGAGGAUUGCUGGUCAAGGACCCGCAACACCGUCUCGCCUACAAGCGUGGCGCGACAGAGAUCAAGCAGCAUCCAUUCUUUGAGGGUGUGAAUUGGGCGCUCAUACGGUGCGCAAGCCCUCCUGAGAUACCCAAGCCAGUUGAGCUUGAGCGCCCACCAAGGCCAGCACCAGCUCCAGAGAAGGUUGCCCCAGCUGCCAAUCAGAAGGGCUCAGACAAUUAUCUAGAGUUUGAGUUCUUCUAGGUUUGCCUUCCUUUCUGCUUCUGAAAAGGGUUUGGUGCAUGCAAGCUGAUGUAUGAAAGGAGGAUGCUUUAGAAAUAUCUGUUUAGAUUAUUAGCUGUAUUCCGAGCAACCUUUUAUUUUUCCAUGAACUGCUUAUGAUCUAAUCCGUCCUGUGCAUGGUGUAAUUUGUAAUCAAAUCCAGGGAUGAUGUUUGAAAGGAUAUACACUGCCCUGUUUCCCCUGGUACAAUUAACUCAUGUUUUGCUUCAGAGUGAAUUGCAAGUUUGCAACUGAAGCUUCUUUGC